AUGGAUGUGUCUCAUCUGAAAAGAGCUAUUUACGAUGAUGACUAUAUUGAGAAAUCGAAAAAGAAACUCCCUCAGAGUGCUACUUCACUUCUUGCUCGAAUACCGUCAACUUCUAAUUGUCCAGCAAACGACCUCUCUAUUUACGGUCCCUUGAUAUUGGCUGAAAUGAGUAAAAUGGAUAUGGUCAAGUCAAGAAGCAUCUAUCACUCAAAUUUAUUUCUCACCGCACGAACAGCUGUGGAAAACUUCCUUCAAAAAAUCACAAGCCUGAUACAAAUGGUUAUUACCCCUGACACAGAGGAUUACAUCAGCACUACCCAUUCCAUCCAAAUGGUAGAAUACAUGAAAGGUUUGCCAUGGAAAAUACAAACCAUUUCUCAUAAUAUAGAAGUUGUUAAUAUUCCUCUGAUACGAGCCGAAACAACAAGGGCAGCAGCUCUAUAUGAGAAUCUUCAAAGACUCUCAUCUGAGAUUGGAAAAUUAGAUGAUGUACUUUCCAUAAGAAAUCAGUCAGCUACGCCUGGCAGAUUAGCCAGAAAUGGGUGA
Molecule: messenger RNA, 546 nt
Organism: Auanema sp. JU1783
Lineage: Eukaryota; Metazoa; Nematoda; Chromadorea; Rhabditida; Rhabditidae
Source: the annotation of a GenBank genome assembly